AUUGUACUCACUGGACUGUUUUAAUGCAGUGUCUAUUGACAAUUCGUGCACUACGGUGCUAACCCUAUUCAGCCUGAUCUUUUCCUUUCUGUUUUCUGGGAUUCGCUCGCGCACUAUUCGUGACGGGUAGAAACGAAGGCCAAUGAACCAAUAUCCGAUCUACAGUCAUCGACUUUCGUGUCUUUUCUAAUAAUAUUAAAACAUUACGGUGUAAGUGAGUUGCAGCCUCGACGAUGAGAGAUCUGUACCAUAAUUCUGUAACACAUGAAAAUUGCUUCGAGACUAAGGGCAUACUUUGCCCCUAGGUGUGAAUCUGGACUUAACCCGAGUCGAGUCGUUGGCGAUCUGUCUAUUAAUCUGUGCUAAAGAUGUCAUCUGCGACUGAUAUGGAAAACAUUAAACUUAUUCCUUCGCUGAAGUCAAUAUCCAAACAAGAGUUAUACGACAACUGGGAGAAAAAUGCUCCAAAAAUUAUGUUUGGUGAACAUCAACUUUCCUUAGAUAUAAGUGAAGAUGUCGGCGAAUUUUUUCGUGAGAAAGCCAAGAAGGAAUUGCGGGAGACGCCAGAAAUUGUCGCCCAAGGUUUCAAGGAAUUGAAAGAAUUAAUAUCAGAGGAACCUGAUCUGCAUGUACCGAAAGACAUGGAGGACUUCCUCAUAGUAUUCUUGCGUCCAUGCAAAUGGUAUGCGAAGAGCGCUUUCACACUAAUGAAACGGUAUUACCGAUUCCGUUUAACCCAUUCACACCUAUAUAAAGAUUUGACUAUUAGUAAAGAGAAAACUGCAAUUUGUGCCGGCUUGGUGUGGCCACUGCCGCUUCGUACUAAAGAUGGAUGCAGGGUGGUAGUGGUCGAUUGUGGAAAAUGGGAUCCGAAGGAAGUGUCGGUCGAUGAAUGUCUUAAAGGCAUCAUAAUGGGCUUGUUUUUAACGUUUGUGGAAUACAAAACUCAGAUCGCGGGUGUACAUGUUAUUUUAGACGUCGAAGGUACAUCUUUUGGUCAGUUAAAGCACGCCACAGCGUCCUUGAUCAAAACGCUGUCACAUUUUUUACAGAGAUGUUUGCCCAUUCGUAACAAAGGUAUCCACAUUGUGAAUCAAUCUCGUGUCGUCAAAAUAGCACUCGCGUUGGUUAAACCUUUCACGGAGGAUAAAUAUCGCAAACGGAUUUACGUUCAUGGGACAAACUGGAAGUCCUUAAUGACUCACAUAGAUAAAAGGGCAUUGCCUAAGAAAUAUGAUGGUGAUAUAGAAAUGCCCAAAGAAGAAUGCGGUGUUGCGUUAUGGCAGAAUUUGCUUUAUCUCGAACCUGCGUUUUUAGCUGAACUGCAAUAUGGAUACAAAACUGAUAAAGAUAAGAUGUAACAGCUGCAAAAAUUGUCCGAUCAAUCGUUAUUCUGGUCAUUAUGGUUAUUAACUAUGGCAUAAACGUACCUAAUAUCGUCUAACAAAAUUCAAUCUCAAUUAAAGGCUAUGUAUUAAUUUUCUUUGUAUGUAGUUUCGAAUAAGAAAGAAAACAUUUCUAUUUUAUUUAUAAUAGAUUAGAACGGUUAAAAUCUAAAGAUUUUUAUAUCUUGCUUAUAUGUAACAUAUUUUAAAACAUUUUAAAAUGUUUAUUUUGUUCACGAGAUAUCACGAGUAGUGAUAUUUCGUGCUGGGCAAUAUCAGGUGCAUUUACCCAACGCACAAAGUUGUAAUAAAAAAGUUUUUAAAUUUUUGGUGUUGGAUACCUGAUGAUUUGGAACUCAUAGUUGUUCGGUUGUUUGAUUUUCAAUUCGCAAUUGCGUGGAAAGUGCUUUUUAGGGGAAACUGGAAUAAGAUAUAGUUAAGAGGAUUUAGUGAUACGACUACUAUAACAUAAAAAGUUUUUUGUUUCUACAUACUUGUUUGUAUUUAGGUCCCUCAGCUGUAUACAAAUAUUGUUAAAACAUGUAAUAUACAUUAACACGCAGAGCUGCGCUACUUGUAUUAGUGUUUACAGUCUAUACGCUAUAAGUCGUGCGCAAAACUUUUGAUUAUCAUUAUUUAUAUUCUAAGGGGAUUAAUAUUCUUGGAUUUUAAGAAUACAUUUUUAUAUGUAAUUAUGUUAAAUUUGUGAGAAGAUUAUUUCUGCGAUGUAGAUUUAUUUUGUGAAUAAUUUUGCUGAACUUAAAAUUUUACGAUGUCAUGAUCGUUCUACGUUGAUACUUUGCUUGUUGUAUUUGAUAGAAUUUUUAAGCCCUUUUCGCUUUAAAAGGAAAUAAAAACAAUUUGUUGUAUCGUAUAUAAAAAGUAUCAUGUGUAUAAAAGUAUACGGAUGAUUUAUUUGCUGCGUAAGAAAAGUGACGUCUAAAUUAUACUUUCGUAGAAUGAACUCAUACAAGCGUGCCUCAUACGUAUUCGAUUAUAGUAAAUAUGCACCAGCAGACUUGUUGUAAAAUUCUGUCAAGCAAGAAUAUCUUCUGGUAACACCUGUUAAUCAUUAAAAGGAAAAUAGCACAAGCGUGCGAGGA
This is a messenger RNA of Vollenhovia emeryi, 2488 nucleotides long. RefSeq names its product clavesin-1-like. Gene Ontology annotation, molecular function: phosphatidylinositol bisphosphate binding. NCBI's taxonomy places the organism in Eukaryota, Metazoa, Arthropoda, Insecta, Hymenoptera, Formicidae. The record is from RefSeq and is a predicted model, not a curated record. The transcript has 7 exons. Bases 369 to 1361 code for a protein of 330 amino acids. Gene Ontology annotation, cellular component: membrane.